CUUUUGUGAUGUUUAUUUUCACUGUUUUUCACACAUAUUUCCCAAUUAUUGACUAAAUCUAAUUCAGGAUGAAAUGCAAUGAUUUUGAGAAAAGCAAGUCUCGCCACAUGAAUCUUGAAAAUUUAGAUAAAGCUUUACAUGAUUUAGGCAUGCUGAGUGCAAUAACUGAAGCGAGGCGUGAAUAUUUACGUGAAACGAAGUCUAACUACAGUGUAAUGCGGUUGAACACGCGUUAUGUAUCAAACGUCACAGUCGGAUACUGCAUGAAAAGAGCGACGAAUAAAAACAGACUGUGUCCUUACGUAGUGCCCAUUAGGCACAGAACCAAGAGUGAGAACUCUGAUGCGCUCGCCAAUGACCCGAGUGAUAAUGGAUGCGAAUUCAAAAGCAGUAUGUUUGAGCCAUCAACCAGUAGCUACAUCCAUGACUGCAUAAAAAGUCCAGCGAAAAGAUGCCAGUCCCUCGAGAACCUCAAUCUAGCAGUCGAACCACCGAUAAACGCGGAAACAUCCCCCGAAAUGGAUUGUGUCUCGACACGAAUACAAAAACUACAAGUUGAUGAAUGACAUCAGCCACCAAGACGUCAGAAUUUAGUGAUAACCAACAAGUCAUAUUUACUCUGAGAGUGGUAGCACAUAGCAGUAGUAGAAGUGAUCUAAAGGAUGUAAAAUAAUAUGUUUAUCAGUGUAUUUGUGUUAGGGAAUAAGUAGUGGAAUAUUGUUGUUCCUAGCUUGGUGUAAUUGAUUUGAUUUUGCAUGUGUUGUGUAUGUAUUCUAACCUGAUUUGUUUUUAAUGCAAUUAAUGGGAAAUGAAAAAUCAUAGACGAAAUUUAAUGCUCAAAAAUUUUAAGUACAAAUUGAUACUUUUGUAUCAAAAUAUUAAUGAGUUUUGAAACUUCAGUAUUUGUUGAAUAUAUUAUAGUGAUUUACUAGCAAGUAUGAUUUUUUUUUUCUUAAACGAGUCAUGUCCCUACUUUAUCUAACAUAAUGUAACAGUACAGAAAUAAUAAUAAUAAACAUAUUUACAUUUCCUUAUAUUGAAACAUAAAACAUUGUAUUACAAUAAGCAUUAUUGUAAUUGUUUCCUAUAAAUAAUUGACAACAGAGAAGUUAAUACAGUGAAUGAUUCUUCUUGAAUUAUGUUAAAAAGUAUGUACAUGUAAUACAAAAAUCUUAAACCAUUUUGAAUAUUGUAUUAAUUUGCUUUAUGGAUGUGUUAAUUUUAAAGAUAAACAAAUAAUUAAAGACUGCAUUGAGAUCUCACUUAAAAGCUGAGCCAUUAUUAGUUUGAGAUGCAUUCUAGUAAUUUUUCAUGUUUUUCAUCUUUAUUAAAAACACACCUCUCAGGUUUGUUAACAUAUUUUGUUAUUUUGUUCAAAUGAUUUAAUUAACAGAUCUUUAAAA
Messenger RNA from Bombyx mandarina (wild silkworm), 1403 nucleotides. RefSeq lists its product as uncharacterized. The record is from RefSeq and is a predicted model, not a curated record. Lineage: Eukaryota; Metazoa; Arthropoda; Insecta; Lepidoptera; Bombycidae.